AUGGCGAUUUCCUCGCAACAAGCUACCGGUCGGCAACGCCAUCCAACCUUAGUCGCGCAAACAGAUGAAUUCGAUGAAUAUGUUUAUUAUCCAUAUUAUGAAAAAUCCGUGCCCGGUGGUGGUUAUGAAUAUGUUCCUGAACUUGAAGAAGUUGUAGAAUAUGAAGAAGAACCUGUGGAAUAUGUUAUAGAGCGCGCGCCACAACCCUCAUCACCACCACCACAACGAACGACUGUCGUACAGAGAACUACCGUUCAACAUGAAGUUCCGCGUUACAUCGGUUCGGAUAAAGAUCGUGUCCGUGUUGUCGUUCGUGUUCGACCGAUGAGCGAACGCGAGUAUGACGAGAGUCGAAAGCCACAAAAAGUUUUACAUUGUGUCAACGAAAAUUCUAUCAUCUUCGAUGGAGGUCAACACAGUCGUCGAUUUACUUUCGACAGUGUUUUCAACGAAGCAUCAUCACAAGACGAAGUAUUUCAAUACUGUGGUAUCAAACGCCUAGUUGACAUGGCUAUUGAAGGAUACAUAACUACUUGUUUUGCGUACGGUCAAACUGGUAGUGGAAAGACACACACAAUGAUUGGAGCCCAGGGUGCUUCGAUUUUCCGCAUGGAUGAACAAUAUCGUGUGGAACAUCUUGGUAUAGUACCACGUUCGAUCAAUUAUCUUUUUCAACGAUUACGUGAUAAGACAUUACAAUCUAGUUCUCCGUAUUAUAUCCGUGUCUCUUACUGUGAAAUAUAUAAUGAACAAAUUCGUGAUUUAAUCCGUCCUGCCAAUCCAGACGCUUUGCAAGUACGUGGUUCAAUUGAAGAUGGAUUCUACGUGGAAAAUCUUUACCAAACGUAUAUUGAAACUAUAGACGAAUUACUCACUAUUCUAGAAGAAGGUGAACUAAAUCGAGCAAUGGCUUCGCAUAAACUUAACGACACGUCAUCGCGAAGUCAUGCCCUCUUAUCUAUACAAAUUGAACAAGAUGUACAAGAAUCUGAUGAUCCAAAUGAACAAAUGACUCGACAAGGCAAACUUAUUUUUGUCGAUUUAGCUGGUAGCGAAAAAGUCAAACUUAGUCACUCUAAAGGCAAGCAGCUCGUUGAGACGAAUAACAUCAAUAAAAGUCUACUGACACUUGGUAACUAUUUCAAACCAGUUCUAUUCUUCAUCCAUAUAACACACAUGGUCUUUCUAGGUACUUGUAUAUCGGCCUUAAGUGAUCCAAGUAAACGGUCUGGUCAUAUACCGUAUCGAGAAUCGAAGUUAACUCGACUUCUAGCAGAAAGUUUAGGUGGACAUGGUAUUACACUGAUGAUAGCGUGUAUAUCUCCCUCAAGACUAUGUGAAAAUGAGAGUAUGAAUACAUUGCGUUAUGCUAAUCGUGCUAAGAAUAUCGAAAAUGAACCGGUUGUAAAGACGGACUCGAAAGAAAAUGUUAUCAAUCGUUUGAAACUAGAAGUGCGAAAAUUGAAAGAUGAGAAUAAUCAAUUAAAGAAGAGACUAGGCGGACAAAACUCAGCCACUAGUUUGCCACGUCUUAAACAUCGAAACUAUGAUGAAGGUUCACAAACGUCCAUACGUUCAUCGGCAAGCAGUGAACUAUAUGAUCGACAAGAUACACAUGGUCGAAUGAAUGGCGUGUCUACUCAAAAGAUUCGAAGUCAUCACGAAACGUUAACACGUGAAAAUGAAAAACUCGUACGACAACUGCAUCAACGUGAUAGAGAACAAGGCCUAUCGAACGGAAAACGGGUCAUUGUUAUUGAGGAAGAUGUACCUGAUGAAGAAACAUAUCCAUCGAGCAAUCGUCAAGUUACUCGAACUUAUGCAACAGAACCUAAUGACGAAGUAUUGGAAUUAGUGCGUCGGCCAUCGUAUUUAACAAGAUAUCGAACGUAUCGUAACAAAAGCUCAGAGGGCGAGUCGCCACAGCGACGUACAACAACUGUCGUACGACGAGCAACAUAA
Molecule: messenger RNA, 1962 nt
Organism: Adineta ricciae
Lineage: Eukaryota; Metazoa; Rotifera; Eurotatoria; Adinetida; Adinetidae
Source: the annotation of a GenBank genome assembly